Messenger RNA from Clonostachys byssicola, 1410 nucleotides. NCBI's taxonomy places the organism in Eukaryota, Fungi, Ascomycota, Sordariomycetes, Hypocreales, Bionectriaceae. The record is from the annotation of a GenBank genome assembly.
AUGCUGUUGAACGUACCAGUGGAGGUUCUGGACCUUAUUGCUGAGAACCUAUUUCAGGAUGGACAGAAAUUCUAUGGCCAUGUCUAUCGAUACCGAGAUGUCAACCAGUUGACCCGUGUGUGUCGAAUAUUGCACGCUCAAUUCAAUCAGAAGAUGUACCAGCAAUAUAUCAAGACAGAAGGCGUCUGGCCCUUGCUCUUUGGCUCAGCCAAGGGUUACAUAACCACUGUCCAAAUGGCGCUCAAUGCUGGAGCAGACAUUCGGCAACGAGGAAAGGAGCCAGGAUGCGAAUCAAGACUAAAUCCAGGACGCGACCUAGAAUCCGGCGGAACUAUCAUAUGGAAGGGAGAUGCGCUGACUCAGGCUGUCGCGAAUGGCCAGGAAGCCACCGUACGGAUGCUUAUCGAGACUGGCAAAAUUGAUAUGAAACCCUCCAGGACGGAGAGGUAUCACUCACCUCUGUGGUGCGCAUGCUACUUUGGCUAUACCGAUCUGAUUCACUUGUUGCUAUCUUUUCCAGGCAUUAAUAUCAAUUUCAUUGAUGGGAUGGGAAAGACUGCCUUGGAAGGGGCAAUCCAGGGCAAGCAGCUCAGAUCGGUUCUGACCUUGCUUGCUUAUCCGCAACUUGAUCUCAGGGCACGACGUGGACCCAACCCUGUCGAAUACGCCAUAUAUGAAGAAACGCAAGAUAUCGCAUGCGCUUUGAUCAGAGACCCAAGAUCCAACCCAAACGGUGGCAUGCAAAAAGGGAGACCGUAUGUGCUAUCUCGCGAGCCAUUACUUAGGGCCAUGAGAAGUGGGCAGCAAGAUGUCAUUCGGUGCCUUUUGGAACACCCGGGCAUAGAAACGCGCGGCUCUGACCUUGGCUGGACACCAAUCUUCCUUGCAGCCUGCACCGACAGUCCCGCCGCAGUUCAGACGCUGCUCGCCAUGCCGGGGACCAACCCGCACAUUCCAGACCGCGAAGGCCAGACUGCUCUCAUGGUCGCAGUACGUGAAGGUAAUCCACGAACGGCCGGAGUCCUCGCCAAAGUCAAGGGGACAAAUUUGAAUUAUCAAGAUAAAAAUGGUGAUACAGCGUUGAUGCUUGCUGUCUCGGCCAAUAACAUAGGGAUGGUGUCCUUCUUGUUGAAGUGUGAGGGCGUGGAUCCUGAUAUUAAGAACCAUGCUGGGCACUCGGCCGUGAUGAUGGCAAGAGAUCCGUUUCUGAAGGAGCUAUUUGUGCAGCCGCAGGCCAGCAACCGUUAUGAUUACCCUGAGGAGUUUGACCCUUUUCGGUUUGACCCUGAUGGCUUUGACCUUGAUGAUUAUAACCCUUCUGAUUCUGACCCUGAUGGCUUUUACACUGAAUCUGUUGACAGCGAAUCUGAAGGCACCGAGUCCGAAGACAGCGAGUCUGAACAUCUCUGA